Molecule: messenger RNA, 4861 nt
Organism: Liolophura sinensis
Lineage: Eukaryota; Metazoa; Mollusca; Polyplacophora; Chitonida; Chitonidae
Product: tyrosine-protein phosphatase 99A-like
Exons: 13
Coding region: 389-3511 (1040 amino acids)
Biological process (GO): protein dephosphorylation
Molecular function (GO): protein tyrosine phosphatase activity
Source: RefSeq, a predicted model, not a curated record
CCACUGCGGACGGUCGGUGCUUGGUGCUGUCCACCAGAUUCUCGACCACGCUAUAAGACAGAGGGACACGCCCUGCAGUCGAGGGCAGACGGGCUGGCGGAGGUAGAUAGGCAGGGUGGACAUCUGGAUCCGGGUAUGCGUUGCGAAGCCGGCUUUGUGGUGUAUCAGUUUUCAGGCACAAACCUUCACAGCACGUGCCGAAUGCAGUAACGUGCUCUUGUCACAGCCCGCAUUUUUGGGGCUAAAAUGUGUUUUAUUAAUUUUUGCAGUAGACUAAGAUCUGCUGGGCAGCGAGGGAGCAUGGCGGAGGAAAUGUAACGUACUGGAAGAUUCGAAUGCUGCUUGCUAGCCUAGUGUUUUGGUGGUCUGAUGACGUUCCAUUAACAUAAUGUGUAGGAAGAGAGAUGCUGAGAAAGGUUGUGGCGGGAGUAUGGGGCUAACUUUGACGGUGCUGUGUUCAGUUCUUUGUGUCUACCAGCCCUGGAUUGCUCUGGCUGCACCACUGAACGUAGCUGUGUCCACAGGGGAUGGUAACGAAUAUAUCAAUUCGAAUCAGAGUAUAACAUCAUCAACACCAGGCCAAUCCAACGCCGUGGACGUCAGUGAUGCGGCUAAUGUCCAAUCAACGUCGACCACGCCUAAAAGUGCGUCAGUUUCCGCCAUUCAUUUAACAACUAAUGCCAAAUAUGAACUAAGUUCCAAACCGUAUUCAACAGAUAUUAAAUAUACUCCAGGUGCUGUAUUUUCUGCUAUAAAAUCCCUCAGUACAACUACCACUGAAAAUGAAUCUAUUUUAUCUAAAACAACAACAGCAAGGACUAUGCUUCCCACGUCGUCGAGUGCAGCUAGUCGGAUAUCUUCAACAGUUUCAGGCAAAACCUCAUCUUCGAGGCGGAAAACUACUGCUGCUGCCAGCACGUCACCUCGAGUUGGAGUCACUACUGCUUCAUCCACCAUAAUCACAGACAGACUUUCGGUGCCAACCACCAUUCAAGUUGGCAUAGCGUCUACCAGCUUUAAAGAGGAGAUGAAUUCUGGACUAACGUCCGCGCGAACAACAAAAGCUGUCACCGCAACAACACCAAUAAUAACAACAGCAACAACAAACAUUGUUAAUCCGCAACUGGUCACUUCCCAAGACCAAGCCACAGGAAAUACCAUAGCUAGUCGAGGCAGUACCGCAACACCAGAGACUCGGACAGUACAGAUAGAUAAUGAUCCAACAACUGUGAACUCGCGACAAGCAAUGGAAACAAACAGUGCAACAUCAACAACAAAUCAGUCAUUUGACUCUGGAUCUAAAAAGAUAACAACUGGUCCUGUUGUCGACGGAAUUACUUUCGAGGUCAUUGACCCCCAAAAUUAUACUUCCCCGCCAAAGAUUGUUACAAACACCACAUCUUCUCCAACCUCUCUUGUUGCAGCAGGUGCCAGUGGAUCGCUCGCAAAUACAAGCUCGGAUUCGAUGACUGGUGUGGAAUCAUCCUCAGGGGAUGACAUUUCUGCUUACAUGGGUGUCACUACGUAUAAAGGAAAUGCCCUGGUCAAUACGACGCUCCCUCAAACGGCUGCGUUCAACACCACUGCCCUCUAUACCUCUAUUAAGAGAAACAUCACUGCUGUCACGAAUUCCUCUAUUGAUAUAACAUCCACUUUUAAAGACGAAUCAUCUACAACAUUGGCUACGUCAACAGAUACUGCUGUUAGCACUGCUGCUAGCUCUACCACAACAAAAACGGCUAAUACAACAAUUGCUGUCAUAAAUACUCAAACAAAAGCUCCUCCAAGCGACACAGAGCCGUCUGGUAAAGGAGCUGAAGGCGAUCAGACGCCCGUGGACCAGGGAUCUCUAACCACCAUCUUACUCGUUUUGUGUGCUUCCCUUCUGGCUUUAUUACUAGCCCUGUGUGUUUUUACUUACGUCAAGUUCAGGAAGAAAAGUCGAUCUAUUCGGAAGAGGCUGACGUUUAAGGAUGAUUCUAUAUAUGACAACCCCAUAUACCAUGGUCGAUGGGAAGUCCCCAAGGCUCCUGAGCCCACCUCAUCGUCCUGUCCCAGAAGUCUUCCAAUGCUUAUUAGCGCCUUGCCGGAUGAGGUAGUCCGACUUUCCAAGGAUGAAGAUACGGGUUUCCGUCUACAGUUCAUGAUGUUGGACAAAUUGAGCCCAAACUCCCCACGUCAAGUGGCUACCACCGACACGAACACCCAUAAAAACCGUUACAGGGACAUCUUGCCAUUUGAUCACAAUCGGGUGAAGCUGGCGGAAGAAGGGGAUCAGUCGGAUUAUAUCAACGCCAGUUAUGUCCCCGGAGUGAAGUCAGAGAGAGAAUAUGUGGCGUCCCAGGGUCCACUGGAACGGACUGCUGCCGACCACUGGCGGAUGAUUUGGGAGCUGAAUAUACGAAUAAUAGCUAUGCUUACAACAUGCGAGGAGGGCGACUUAAUAUUCAAGGCAAAGUGCUGUCAAUAUUGGCCUAACAAAGAGAAUGAGUCGGUGAAUUAUGGCGGUAUUUACGUCACUCUGGUCUCCACGACUCGGUUGUGUCGAGAUAACUACAAGCUGAAGGUCCUUCACAUCCGUAAAGGAAAAGAUUCUGAACCUAGGAAAGUACAGCUGUUUCAGUAUAUCAAAUGGCCAGAUCGGAAAAACCCGGAGGACCCGGAGGCUUUUCUAGAAUACCGUGAUCAUGUUAGGAGGGAAAUGGACACAUUCGAUGAACAGAGCCCCCUGCUUGUCCACUGCAGCGCGGGUGUGGGCCGGACAGGCACUUUCAUAGCCAUAGACACCCUGUUACAACAUAUGGAGGAGAGGGAAUCUAUAGAUGUGUAUGGUCUUGUUCUGCGUCUCAGGAAAUACAGGGUACUGCUCGUCCAGAAUGCGAACCAAUACAAGUUUGUCCACACGAGUCUACUUAUAAAACUAGAUAAGAUGAAGAAAGCUGAGGUUGACGAAGGGCAAAAGAAGGCGGGUAUAGACGGCUCUUAUCCUUACGAGAACAUGGUUAUGGGUCAGCGAGCUGUGGUCGGGGAGCUAGGCGGACUGGUUCACGGCGGAGACAAAAGUGGCGUCCCCACACAGCAGUCCUCAGCCGUGCAAAGCUUCCUUAGGAAGACCAAGACCAACGUACAGCCGGACAUGGGGACGGACGAUUCACAGUGCAGGAACUCGGACGGGAUGCCAAGUCCGGUCAAAAUAGAGGAAUGGCCGCGUCCUCUUUCCGAUCCGGUUCCCAGGCCUGUGAUCGAAACGCCAAAGUCCAAACCUUUCUCCGGAAACACCCUAGGGGACCCAGAAAGAGCUUUAGCCAAAGAACUGGGAGGAAUGUUUCAGGGAGGUGUUGAGAGGCACGCAUCGCCAGGCAAAACUGCUGCCAUCAAAGCUUUCCUAAGGAAUAGGGACCUAGAGGGGGAAUCCGCUCCACCAAACUCUGAGAACAAUCCUAAUGGCGAUUCGCUGGUGAUCGACAACCGAUUCAGGGAGGAGACCGAAAAGCAGACGACGUGCUUAUAACACUGUGGCCUUAAUAUGAAAUUGUCUUGUUGAAUGUUUACAGGGGAGCAAUUAAUUAUUAUAAUUUAAGCUCAAAAAAAAAAAAAUACGAUGGAAAUGCGGUUACACGUUUUCUUGGGGAUACGAGAGUUGGUAGACGUAACUUCAGCGGCCAGAAUCGUGAUUCCGGUCACGUACCAUGUUUGCGGCACGUGAUAAGAGAUACCCGUGUGUCAAAUCAAGGUUCACGUGGGGCCAUGAUCCUGUUGUUCACCUGUAACGUGUAUGUGGAAAAAUCGAACUAGAAGCAAGCUCAAAUGUUGCUCAUUGCUGGCAUGUCUCUCCUUGGAACAUCAGCAGGAUCGGACGAUCUGUUGUGCUUUGGGAACUAUGUGUGGACACAGUCGUGUAUAUUAUGUUGCAUCAAAAAUGUGGUGGAGGACGAUCUUAGUAUUUAGUCUCCUUUCAGAGCACUGCAUUUUGGACACGAACAUUAACGACACUAACAGAAAAGCACAGCCCUUAGCUCGCCGAAUGGGAUAUAUGUACUCUAAACUUUUAAGAUGACGGUGCAGGGUCCCAAAUUUUCAAAAAAGAUUUGGACGUGUAUUGUGGUGCUUGGACGUUCGGAAUCCACUGAGAACUCAUUCAGAUGUCAGUGGUACAGCUACCAGAGAUUCGUUGUCCAUUUGAGUAUUAACAACAUCUGUUUAUACACUCAAUUUUGGGCCAAAGACCAAGAAGGGACUUGCCAUGUAUAUAUACGUAAUGGGGCAGCUGUAUGUGGUCGUGGACUAUUGUGCUAUAUACAUAUAAACUGUAAUUACCCAGCGGCGAUUUGAUAUGUGGUUAUAAGUAAACUUCUGUAUGUACAUGUAAUAUGUACGUAUAACCCAGGUAAACCGCACCUCAGCCUACGUCGUGAACUUCGCCGUUAGAAAUCAGCUGUUGACUAUAUAUACUCUCCUUAUAGAGCCUUUAUGUUUGGUGUUAUCAUACUAACAUUUAUUGUACAUGUAAUCCCAUCUUCUAUUAUUGUUUGUUUAAUUGUUUGUUUGUUUGUUUGUUUGUUUGUUGAGGUUAAAACUUCGUUUUCCUUCUUUCAAGUUUUGUGUUUUUGUUCGGAAGAAUUGAUAAAUCUUCGGUGAUAUGUGUGUACCACACGUGUAUGUGUAUACUGCAGGUAGCAGGGUACCUUCCCGACGACUAUGAUAAUAAUACACUAACGAUACACAUAAUCUGCUUCAUACAACGAUUGUAAGGGAUGACUGUUUAGCCUAUGCUAACUAGUGUUGAGAUGAAUGUGUGACUGGCUAAAAUCUGUCUAUGAUGUUUUCCGUUUUAUGGCAUAAAUAAAUGACAUUGUUUACA